This is a messenger RNA of Vidua macroura (Pin-tailed whydah), 391 nucleotides long. It is a transcript of the gene KCNE2, whose product is annotated as potassium voltage-gated channel subfamily E regulatory subunit 2. Gene Ontology annotation, biological process: membrane repolarization during action potential; regulation of ventricular cardiac muscle cell membrane repolarization; potassium ion export across plasma membrane. The coding region runs from base 14 to 391 and encodes 125 amino acids. The record is from RefSeq and is a predicted model, not a curated record. Gene Ontology annotation, molecular function: delayed rectifier potassium channel activity; voltage-gated potassium channel activity involved in ventricular cardiac muscle cell action potential repolarization; transmembrane transporter binding. NCBI's taxonomy places the organism in Eukaryota, Metazoa, Chordata, Aves, Passeriformes, Viduidae. Gene Ontology annotation, cellular component: membrane. The transcript has a single exon.
AUAAUUAGCAAGGAUGGCCAAGCUGCAAAACUUCACUUGGGCAGUGGAGGAUAUUUUCAAGGAAACCUUCCUCAAUUACAUGAACAGCUGGAGGAGGAACAUGACAGAAGCAGCGAAUGAGCUGCAGGCUGAGGUGGCUGCUGAAAACUUUGACUACGUCAUCCUGUACCUGAUGGUGAUGAUUGGGAUGUUCUCCUUCAUCAUCGUGGCCAUCCUGGUGAGCACUGUGAAAUCCAAGAGGAGGGAGCACUCCAACGAUCCCUAUCACCAGUACAUCGUGGAGGACUGGGGGGAGAAGUACAAAAACCAGGUUCUGAACCCAGAAGAUCUCAAGUGCGUGGUCCAUGAAAACCUGGGGGCAAGGGAUAAAACAAGCCCGGAGUCACCUUGA